Molecule: messenger RNA, 2033 nt
Organism: Megalops cyprinoides (Indo-Pacific tarpon)
Lineage: Eukaryota; Metazoa; Chordata; Actinopteri; Elopiformes; Megalopidae
Gene: herpud2
Product: HERPUD family member 2
Exons: 9
Coding region: 381-1610 (409 amino acids)
Biological process (GO): endoplasmic reticulum unfolded protein response
Molecular function (GO): protein binding
Source: RefSeq, a predicted model, not a curated record
UCUUGCACGAAAACAAGUCGAGGGGGUAGGAUGUGGCUGUCAAGGAACUAGAAUGAAAAUAAAACGAAAGUUUAAAGCUUGACAGAUAUCUUCACAUAGCAGACCAAACUGCUGACAGGAAAUAAAAGUCCCGAGUGCUUGUGGUAUCAGUGGAUAUUUUUUUAACCAAUGAGAGAACUCUCUACUUCAAGGAGAACCCCAGUCACUUCCCUCUCAGUGUCUGUUGCCACCAUUGGCACAGGUCUCUUGCCUGGUCACAGUGACGUUGGAGAAGAUCCGAAGGAAUCUUCCAAAAUACAAGCCCCCACAAGGAAACCAGGGCAGCUGAAUAGGACUGUAUGCUCUCCCACUGCUGCACGUGGGACCUCUUACUAUGAAAUAUGGACCAAGGUGCAGUUGACAGUCCUGUCACCCUAGUCAUCAAGGCACCCAACCAGAAGUAUGACGAUCAGACCAUAAACUGUUUCUUGAACUGGACGGUUGAGAAGCUGAAAGCGCACCUCUCCAAUGUAUAUCCUAGCAAACCGUCAUCAAAGGAUCAGAGACUGGUGUAUUCUGGACGGCUUCUCCUGGAUCACCUGCAGCUCAGAGACGUCCUAAGAAAGCAAGAUGAGUAUCACAUGGUUCACCUGGUAUGUGCGUCCCGGAGCCCUCCAGGGUCCCCCCGUCCCCACGGCAGUGUUCGAACACAUGUGACCUCUGACCCCGAGCCUUCAAGUUCAGACAGCACGGACUCCUCAUCCUCAGCCCCGCCCAGCCCAGACAGCCAACCGGCCUCCACAGCAGAGAGCUCUGAUGGGCUGAGGCACCGAGGAGGCCACACCCAUCACCCAACCUCCCCCGGCUUCAUGCAAGGGCACUUGGGGAACCAGCUCCCCCUGCAGGGAGGCAUGCCUGCAGGGUUCCCUGCCUACCCCAUGUACAACCCCAUGCAGGUGCUGUGGUGGCAGCAGAUGUACGCACGGCACUACUAUAUGCAGUAUCAAGCAGCACUAGCCUCCAGCAGCACUCCGAGCCCAACCCUCCCCUCCGCCCACUUCCCGCCUCCGUCACCAUCCCCAUCCCACCAGCAGCCUCCCCUGCCCAACGAACCACCCCCCGGGGGACCUAACCCUGCCCCUGCCCCAGCCCAAGAGGAGCACCCUGUCAACGCCAACAUCCAGAUGAACGCCCAGGGCGGCGCUGUGCUGAACGAGGACGAGCUGAACCGGGACUGGCUGGACUGGAUGUACACCGUCUCCCGCGCCGCCAUCUUGCUCAGCAUAGUCUACUUCUACUCCUCCUUCAGCCGCUUCAUCAUGGUGAUAGGCGCCAUGCUGCUGGUCUACCUGCACCAAGCUGGAUGGUUCCCCUUCCGGGCAGACCUUCAGAAUCCCGGUGGCGGAGAGGGCAACCCCGAUGACCUGGAUGCAGACCGUCGCAACGACAUGCAGGAAAUGGAGCGCAUCAUGGAUGAGGGGCUGGAGGACGACGAUGGCGACAGUGGAGAGGAUGGUCCAGGAGACAAUGCGGCUGCCAACUACCCGGGCUUUCUGGCCUCUACCUGGUCCUUCAUCACCACCUUCUUCACCUCACUAAUUCCCGAGGGGCCCCCCCAGCCUCCUAACUGAAGAAGGGGGGAUAGGAGACGCACAAGAUGCCAAUAACAUGCUCAUGAGACAAGAAGCAGCAAAAAGAACAUAAUCUCUAGGCUCUCUUUGUGAUAAAUUAACUAUGCCUUGUCAGUGAAAGGCCAUAUUUUUCUUUAAUCUUGACUGGACAUUAAAUGUUCCUCAAAAACAGUGGCAGGAGGAACAGAUAUGGAUUAAAGUCCUUGUCUUCCAGUUUAAAAUGUGAAUCAGGCAGUCAUAGUUUGAUUAGAGAAAACACACCAAAAAAGACUGAGGAACACACACCGAGAGCUUUGUUGUGUAAUGUGUGUGUGCGUGUGUGUGUAAGCGAUUCAGUGAACUGAGUAUAUUUUUCUUCCUCGGUGUGUUUAGAUAAAAGUAUCUAUCUACUUAUAUAAAUAUAUACAUCUCAAGACGUAAUGA